Molecule: messenger RNA, 1170 nt
Organism: Periconia digitata
Lineage: Eukaryota; Fungi; Ascomycota; Dothideomycetes; Pleosporales; Periconiaceae
Source: the annotation of a GenBank genome assembly
AUGGCAUCACGCUUCUCCACCAUCUUUGGUCCGCCCCAGGAGGCCAAGUCACUGCUCGACUUCCACAGCAUCCUUUCUCCCUCGGCGGGUAUCCGUGUUUCCCCUCUAUGCCUGGGCGCCAUGAACUUCGGCAACGCGUGGGAGGAAGGAAUGGGAAAGUGCGAUAAGGAGACUGCGUUUGAAAUGAUGGACUUCUUCUGGGAAAAAGGAGGGAACUUUAUCGAUACUUCAAGCAACUACCAGAACGAACAGUCCGAGAUGUGGAUCGGCGAGUGGAUGGCCGCUCGCGGUAACCGUGACCAGAUGGUCAUCGCAACCAAAUUCACCACCACCUUUCCGGAUCCGUUGCACAACCCGCCUCUCCAGAAGAAGAACUACGCAGGCAACAGCACCAAAUCGCUGCGACUAUCCCUUGAGGCAUCGCUAAGAAAACUGCAGACAGACUAUGUCGACGUGCUAUACGUGCACUGGUGGGACUUUACUACGGGGGUUGAAGAGUUAAUGCAAAGUUUGAAUCAGGUGGUGCAGCAGGGGAAAGUUCUGUACUUGGGAGUUUCCGAUACCCCAGCUUGGAUUGUAAGCAAAGCGAAUCAGUAUGCCCGUGAUCACGCCCUCCGCCCCUUCUCCGUCUACCAAGGCCGCUGGUCAGCAGCCGACCGCGACUUUGAGCGAGAUAUCAUCCCCAUGGCACGCAGCGAGAACAUGGCGCUGGCCCCUUUCGGGGCCCUGGGUGGUGGCAACUUCACUGUGGCCGAAAAAGCCGCCAACAACGAGCAAGGCCGGAAUUUCCGCCCGCAGACUGAAGAGCAGCGCAUCAUUUCCGAGCACCUAGCCACACUCGCCGAGAGGAAGGGGACGAAGAUCACGUCCGUAGCGCUGGCGUACGUGAGGCACAAAGCACCAUUUGUGUUUCCGAUUGUGGGCGGGAGGAAGGUCGAGCAUUUGAAGGGAAACAUUGAAGCAUUGGAGGUAGCGCUCACUGAGGAGGAGAUUGAUGAGAUUGAUUCGGCCAUCAAGUUUGACAUUGGAUUCCCUUUGAAUUUUACGUUUGGACCUGGGUAUAAGAGCAGCAUGACAAGUAAGGAUAUGGGGCUGUUGUCGUUCGCGGGUGCGCUCACGACUCCGCAGAACCAAGUGUUUGCCAGGCCAGAGAUUCAUAAGAUGAAGUAG